This is a messenger RNA of Lingula anatina, 1622 nucleotides long. RefSeq lists its product as uncharacterized. Lineage: Eukaryota; Metazoa; Brachiopoda; Lingulata; Lingulida; Lingulidae. The record is from RefSeq and is a predicted model, not a curated record.
UCAGUCUCCAACUUGAUCAUGAAGUCACGUGGGGAUAAUUCGGUUAUUGGUUGAAAAGUGAUCAUACGGAGCCCUUUCAGUCUCAGUACAGUUGCCGUACGCUAUCGUGAAGACUGCUACGUUGUCGGUAUACCCCUACGAUUUCAAGUACCCCUGCAGUCAGGAUAUCGGGAUGUGGCCAAGAGCUGUCCAUGGCCCUCAGUGUUGGACCAGCAUUUGCGUUAUAAAGUACAUGUUGGUGGUUCAGGGCUCAAUCUUUUUCAUGGGAUUGUUGAUGAUAUUAGGGAGAACGCCUAUGAGCGUCAGCCGCAUAUCAAUUCAGACUUGUGACCAGACAGAAGGGACGAUUCCUUCAAAAUGGUCGACUUUCUCACUGCUGGCAAGCGCUACGUACAAAAUCGUAAAACCACGGAAUUACACGAACUUAGAAAGUAAACGAUUCGCUUACAUGGUGCUAGGACCGCGACGAAUUGAUAUAGAAGGGCUUCAGGAGACAAUCGAUCGCGACGUCUUUUGGGUUACUUUUAAAGACAAAUCUGGUGACAUUUUCUCACCAAGAGCAACGCACAAUGGAGCACGGAAUGCUCUUUUACAUUACGUCGUGAAUAUGGCCUCGCACACUUUGAACGGUGGAUACCUUUACUAUAUCUUCAUGGAUGAUGACAUUGUGUUGUCUUUGCGUAACGAUGGAAACGUUAACUGGAAACCAUGGAAACAAAUGAAAAAUAACACUUUCGAAAGAUUUGAGGAUUUCCUCUUAGAUUUUAGACCGGCUGUAGGAUACGUCCGGUUCCAAGAUAAUUGGAGGCAACCAACAGAUGCCAGCAGGUCUACAGACCUUCAUCACGAUUUUGACGAGUGUUUUAACGCUUUCCACAAAGACACGUUAUCUUUUCUCCUUCCUUACGACACCCACUUUGACUACGACUCCUGGUACACGGGCGGCUGGAUUGCCCGUCAUCAUAUGGGGAUGUUGUACCAUUCUUACAGGAUGCAAUGUAACUCUCUUUACAUCGAUAAUACCAUUCACGGGGGUCGCAGCGAUCGAUACAAGGCCGGUUACGACUAUGCAAAAGCACGGGAUUACAUAAAAAGUGCAAUUAAGCCUACAUCAACCAUGCUUCAGAAAUCGGUAUUGCAGGCAGAUAGCGAAGGGAAAGGCCUGCAGCCAAUAGGGCGCAUGCCCGGUGAGCCUAAAGUUAAAGGGGAUCACUCCUAUUUGAUUACCGACGAGUUCAUCAGUUCUAAUUUUAUAAAAUAUCAUCCUAUGAUUCAAAAAAUAAUGUCAUGGAGAAAGACACCGGAAGUUGAAAGGAUUCUUCACUUGCGCACAAGAAAUGAGUCCAGGUUUAUACCUGAUUCUUUAUAUACCGAUUCACCAACUCGAUUUUGGGUACCUAAGUCCAAGCAGAAGAGCAGAAAAACAAAUAAACACCGACAUUCGCAUAUACGCCGUCGUGAGUGGCAUUAAAAAAACUUGGAAAGGUAACUUUUACAAGGGUGGGUUGAGGCGAAACUUGAUUCUGCGUCACACACACCCAUCGCUGCGAAAUAUAGUUUAAAAACUGUUGCAUUUUGAGAGAUUCUACAGUUACUUUUUCUAACAGUUUUUCAGUUCCUUA